UGAUAGUCCCGUUCUUCUUGGCGGUCAUUAUGACACUGUCUGGGUCUUCUGCCUCUUGGAUUUUUAGUUUCCAGCCAUCACAGAUCCCCUCUGUCUUUACAUGAGGAUAGUGGGCACUUAUGGCAGCGUGCCAUGCUAGUGGUUGGUCUGUGAGUAAGAUCAGAUUGCUGACAUCUCCACUCUUGUAUGGAUCAGAAAAGACUGUCUCUGGUCUUUCUUUCAGGAGUUUCUGAAUUUUCUGUAAAUCCUUCAGUAGGUUACAUUCUCUCUCUGAUGAUCUCACUCACUGCAUCUUUAGCUAAAUUCCUCUUCUUAGCUCUCUCUCUCUCUCUCUCUCUCUCUCACACACACACACACACACACACACACACACACACACACACACGGGGGUAGUCAGUCCUGUUCUGGGUUGGACAUGCAGACCGUGUUCCGCUGUCGGUGGCACUCAGCUCGCCGGCAGAUGUGUUUCAUUCAUUCUUCAUCAGUCCACAGGUUCAUGGUGUGAGCAGCUGUUCGGAGUGUUUGGAUGUUCCUGAGCUGCUGGAGGCUCACGGACAGUCUGUUUUCUGUUUUAAGCGUCUGUGAGGCGGGCAGUUAUUUUCCAGUAAAGCUUUUAGGACUGUGGGGUCCGUGGGCGGGUGACUGAGUCUUGGCUCCAAAUACCUGAUCAUUCUCUGAGACUGCUUUAUUAGUUCAGAGGGAGCUGUUGAUUGUGCGCUGCCUCUGAGGAGACAUGUGGCGCAGACUCUCCCUGCUCCUCUUCUGCUGUGCUCUCACUGGACAUGAUGCUCUGGAGGCGGACAAAAGCGCGGACCCUUCUCGGGAGAAGAUGCAGUUGACCGGAGCAGGGGACCCGGUUAAGCCGGAUCAGGGUGUUCCCUCCGGCGGUCUGCGAGGAGGGGAGCGGCAGUCCACAGAGGCCCCUGUUGUAGGUGUGAAGGGGGGAGUCCAGCAGCCCACCGCCGGUCCUCUGGAGGAUGAAGUGGACAACCAGGAGAAUGUCAUCAGCCAGCUGCUAGGUGAUUACGACAAAGUAAAGACUGUGUCAUCUGGGUCUGACUGUGUGUGUCGCUGUAUUGUUCGACCCAUCAAACGUUCUGACUGCAGCCGUAUCCAUGACGGCAGCCUGGCAUCACCGCCUGAGCAAUUUUACACUGUGGAGACGGUUACCAAGGGAACAGACUGCAAGAAGUGUGUGUGCAUGGCUCCACCAUCAGCUGUCAACCCCUGUGAGGGAGAGUACAGGUUUAAAAAACUACAGGAGGCCAGCAAAGACGACAUUAAGCUGGCAACUAUCAUUGACCUGUUGGAGGGCUCUCUGUAUGGAAUGGACUUGUUAAAGCUUCACUCUGUCACCACCAAGCUGCUGACCAGGGUGGACAACAUGGAGAAGGCUUUUGCUCGUAAUUUUACUGAGAGAGCAAAAGAGAAAGAACGUGUGAAGGAAAGAGCAAAAGAAAAAGAGAAGAAGGCCCAGCAGAAAAAAAAGAAAGUGAAUGAUUUGGAGCGUGCAGGGCAGAAAAGUGGAGCAGCUGCCUAUGCCAACAAGCAGAAGAAUGAAGGUCAGCUGAAAAAGAACCAACAGCAAGACGGUCUGGAACAACUUCAACCAACCAGGAAUAAGACAGGAACACAAAAGCUAAUCAAAGACAAGACAGAGCCAAAGCAGCCAAUCAAAGACAAGAACAGCAUGGUCAUCAGGGGCGUGACCUUUUACAAGGCAGAGGAUGAGAGCUACAGAGAGGAGGAAGAAGAGCAGACAUGGAAGAGAAAAACUAGUCUAUCUGCAAGUGCUCCAGAUGACUUACUGAUCUUUGACCAGCUCCCAACUACCAGGACUUCCCCCACCAAGACUCCAAGACCUUCAACCAUAGGACAGGACCCAUCAAGGACACUGAGCAAACCUGCACCUACCCAGCCACCAACAGCUCCCCCAACUACUACCCAAACAACUACUACCAAACCAGCUCCCACAACCAUCAAACCAACGACUAAAAUAACCACUAACGUACCACCAACCACUCCAAAACCAACAACCACCAAACUGACAACGACUUCUCAAAAAACUACAUCUACUAUUCAGCCAACCACGCACCUCCAUCAGCAUACCACCUCAUCCUCAGAUACCAAUAUAGGUGUGCCUACCCGCCCACCCCCAACACAGUCUCAGCCAGGACCUAAAAGUCGACUCAGCUGGACAGAAAACCCUGCUGACCAACCAAAGACCACAAAAAAGCCUGCAAUGUGUAAGGACACAGUAGCCAGCAUCUCUGAACCAGUCCAGCAAAACUUGUAUGGCCUUAGUGAUGGAGCCUGGAUGAAAGAUGCUCGUGGCCAUGGAAAAGUCAUUUACCUUACCAAUGGGCACUAUGGCAGUGAACUCCAAGAAUUCAGGGACAUGGAAAACUUCAAAUCAGGUCAGGCGAGUAAUUCAUACAAGCUGCCCUACAGUUACACUGGAACAGGCCACGUCGUGUUUAACGGAGCUUUCUACUACAACCGUGCCUUCAGCAGGGACGUCAUCAGAUAUGACCUGAGACACAGAUAUGUAGCUGCCUGGACCACUCUACAUGACGCUUUACUGGAGGAGCAAGUUCACAGGACACAGACUGAGGUGGAGUUUGCUGUUGAUGAGUUUGGCCUAUGGGUGCUCUACCCCGCACUGGACACAGAGGGCUUCCAUCAGGAAGUAAUCCUGCUCAUCCACCUCCACCCCCGUGACCUGCAGCCAGUACGGACCUUCCGCACAGGCCUUCGGCGUGGUCGUUAUGGAAACAGCUUCCUGGUUUGUGGCGUGCUUUACGCAGUGGACAGUAUAGAGCGUCACUACGCUAAUGUGACAUACGCCUUCGACACACACACGCUCACACACACUGUGCCGAGCCUGGCAUUCACAAACAUGCACGCACACACCUCGCAGCUGGCUUACUGCCCACUAGACAAGAAACUGUACGCGUGGGACGAUGGACAUCAGAUGACGUAUGAUGUCGUCUUUGCCUAUUAGCACGAGGAAUGGAAGAAAUUAUGGUUAGACUGAUGGUCAGCAAA
This is a messenger RNA of Larimichthys crocea (large yellow croaker), 3048 nucleotides long. RefSeq names its product olfactomedin-like 2Bb (gene olfml2bb). The transcript has 9 exons. Bases 734 to 3004 code for a protein of 756 amino acids. NCBI's taxonomy places the organism in Eukaryota, Metazoa, Chordata, Actinopteri, Sciaenidae. Gene Ontology annotation, biological process: signal transduction. The record is from RefSeq and is a predicted model, not a curated record.